GCUGACCAGCAUGGUGUCGAAUGAAAUGGAACCCAGACCUGCGAUGGCGGAGAAGCCGGUACCAGUGGCGGCAGAACCCAAGGUUACUACACCUGCAAAGAACAGCCGCACUCAGCGCGGCGACACAAUGCCCGUGGCGUGCGUGACGGGCGAGAACACAAAGGAGGCGGCGGUGCCCCCUGACGGCGUCUGCGACUACCUCGUGUUCGCGCACGUUGCACUGGACGAGUCGAACAGCCACUUCGUCGACACCGGCCGCAACGACGAGGCGUUCCAGGCUUUCAUGAAGGCCGCUGCGCGGAGCUCGGCCACCAGGUUCCUGCUGUCGGUGAACCAGCGCCACAGCGCCGACUUCGCCUUUCAGCUCCGGGACGAGGCCCGGGCGGCCAGGGUGCUGGGCAGCUACCGCACCACGCGCAUCCGCGGCUACGGGUUCGCGCACUACGACCUCCGCGACACGGACGCCGACCAGAAGAGACUCAACACGCUGCACAAACUGCUCGUGAAUCUGCGGCGCCUGGAAGGCGGCGACGAGCUCGCAGUCUUCAUGGGUGUCCGUUUCGUCCUCGAUCCAUCUAAGCGCCAGAACCGCCUCAAGGAGCUAAUCAAAGACGUGUCCAAGUCGCUCACAUUCCUGGUGCUUAUCACGCACGUGACCCCAAGCCACACGGCAGCGAGGCAACCGUGCAUCGUGGACCCCAUCGGCAGCUGGACCAACUCCUCCUUCAACAACCAGAGCCAUUUGUCCAUGCGCGAGGCGGCCGAGCUGGUGCGGCGGCAGACGGGCGACGCGCAGCGCCAGCAGUCCUUCCUGUUGUCGUCGUCAAUGGCGGUCGUGUAUUACGACAUCGACGAGGACGCCGACAGGAAAGCCGAGCUCAAGGACGUCCCAUGCACGGGUGCCGUCGUCUCCUCGUACGCCACGGUGUGCAACAUCGAGAUGGGCUGGAAGGUGGGCGCAGAGGGCAUCGGCGACCAUGUCCGUUACGAGCAGUUUUCCGAAAUGGGCAAGUGGCGAACGUACAAGACGAGGCCGCACCUGGCAGCAGAAGCGUGCUGGCCCGCGCUGCUGGUGGUGCUUCUGCUGAGUGCCGCCCUCCUGGAAUGCGCCCCCGUAGGAGUGGCGCCGCUCUCGGAGCUCCCGCAGGACCUGCAGCAGCUGCAACAGCAGCACUCGGCUUUGCCCGUCGGCUCGCGAGCCGUCGUCAGCACCGUGAGCAGCGUCAUCGCCAUCAGCACCACAACCAGCACCAACAGCGCGGGUGGCACCACACGGUCGCCAACCUCCUCCUCCUCCUCCACUUCGAAGCCGGACACCGGCGGAGCCCUGGAAGGCUCGGCCUCGUCCACCUUCCACCUGCUGGACGAGUUCAUGGACUACAACGGCAGCGGCCAGAACCUGACCGAACCUGCCGGCAGCGGCAGCAGCUACCGCCUCGGCUACACGGUGGACACCGGCGGAAGCCUGCGCAAGUUCCGCUACGAGGAGCGCACCCCAGAGGGCGCCAUUGUGGGCGAGUUCGGCUUCCACAAGAACGACGGCGUCAUACGAGGCGUGCGCUACACGGCCGAGCCGGGAGUGCACCCGAAAGUGCUCUACGAGGCCCUCGUAAAGUUCUUCUCCUUGUGAGGCCAGGACUGAGGACGGCCGCUGCCAACGAGAGCUCCGUGCUUGCAGCCUCCCCCACCCUCCCUCGCGAGUGUUAGGGGACCUGGUUUCACCGCAUGAGCGCUGCAUGCGCAUCCAUGUGAGCUCGACGCAGUGUUCAGAUUUCGCUUGCGAGUGUCGGAGAGUGUCAGUAUUUUUCUUUUUUUGUUCCUGUCUGUGCUGCGCGACGAUGACAGAUCAGUGCUUUGCAAGAAAACGAAAGGACUGUGUCAAGCCCCGUCUAAUGUGGAGCGAAGUGGAGCAGAGACAAUGGAGUUGACCCAAAAUUUUAUUUAAUGAGAUGAACAUGGGGUUAUGAGGUUGCUUACACCACUGUCGUUCUUGCUGUGUGGAUGCACUGUUGUCGCAUCGUGUUCCCACAUGCGCAUGAGGACAUUGCAGCAGGCGAGCCGCUGACCCAGUCUGAAGGGGUGAAUUUAUGCUCCCUCUGCUAUGAUAAAAGCUUGACUCCGCGAUUACAGCUUGCUGAUGGGUUGGCGCCGAGGUGUAUUCCCCAUUUACCAUGGUUGUGAGCAACGGCUUUGUCUCGGUUCCACCAAGACUGGAAAUGAGGUUCAGAAAGCGAGUGACUGAGACGAAACGACGCAGAUUCCCUUUUUCUUUUACAAGAGAUGAAUCGUUGGGAAAAAUGACCAUGAAUGUUUCGGUGGUUUCAGUUAACCAUUCAACCUUGCGGUGUCAGCGGUUAGCCAUUACUUGUGCCGCGGGCGCGAACUAUGAUAGUUUUCUUCCGCGCAACCCCAAUUUGAGGGAAGCGUCGCACUGUGCAUGAACGAAAACUCAACGGAAAGUUUUUUCAUAGUUGACAAGACGAACGCCGAUACCUUACACUAGCGCUCAAGGCCACUGUUAUGGUUACCGUCAUAGUGACCCAAGUGAGAGUAAGAUCGCCGAAGCAUUGCCAUGCAUUUUUGUUUCCUAACGAAGAGGCAGGAUAUCCUUUAAUAAUUCUUUGCCACUGCCAUUAUGUUGCUUCUUUCUGGCACUUCUAAUUAGAUGAGUAGGGGCGUAACUCGGCCUUGCCUGUGCAAGAUAACAGGAACGGCCGUAUAUUCAUUCGGCAUUUUUUUAGAACAUUGUGAAUGGUAAAUAGUUGCGGCUCCUAAAGCAGAUUUUAUCAGGUGUCUUUGACCGAUUUUCCCGCUGCUAAAUGUUUUUGUUUUGUUGUUGUUAAAUAGCAGACAAAAGUCCGGUCCUGCCCUUGAGUUGACGCGUAGUCGAAUGUAUUUUUGAACAUUGAAUUUCGUAGAUAUGCUUUGUGAUGAAUUACAGCUUAAAAUUAGGAGUGAUGAAAUACACGACUAAGGUCGAGCAUAUGAAAGCUAGGCUAACGGGGAGUGUUCUGUGGGUAUUUUUACUGUAACAUGUCCAAUGCUCGUCCAUGCUGAUCAAGUAUGUUGUAUAAGACGCCGGCAGAACGGUUACUGAGGUAGUGAGAUAUUUAUUCUUAUUAUAGCCUGCUAAGAAGAACGACGUUUAAUUGCAAUAAAGAAAAGAAAGAAAGUGAAAAGCGCCCAGUACAGGUUGCUGACGUAUAUGUAACGACGGCGUUUAUUUUUAAAGAAAAGUAUGCAUCUGCGAUUUUAUGAGAUAAAUAAAGGUUAUCACACGUA
Messenger RNA from Dermacentor andersoni, 3282 nucleotides. RefSeq lists its product as uncharacterized. NCBI's taxonomy places the organism in Eukaryota, Metazoa, Arthropoda, Arachnida, Ixodida, Ixodidae. The record is from RefSeq and is a predicted model, not a curated record.